Erythranthe guttata (spotted monkey flower) is the source of this 1155-nucleotide messenger RNA. Its product is annotated as E3 ubiquitin-protein ligase RSL1. The record is from RefSeq and is a predicted model, not a curated record. Lineage: Eukaryota; Viridiplantae; Streptophyta; Magnoliopsida; Lamiales; Phrymaceae. Gene Ontology annotation, biological process: protein ubiquitination. Gene Ontology annotation, molecular function: ubiquitin-protein transferase activity; zinc ion binding.
AUGGAGAUCUUGUCUUCGAUAUUCGACGAAUACGACUAUCAGUACGAUAAUAAUUUAUCACCAUCAGAUGAUUCCGUGUACGCAGAAGAGCUUCAGCUUCAAGAAGCUCUCGCCGCCUCUCUACACAUAUCAUCAUCAUCAUCAUCAUCAAGAAACCACCACGCCACGUCAUCAUCAAGAAACAACCAUGCCACGUCAUCAUCAAGAAACCACCACGCCACGUCAUCAUCAAGAAACAACCAUGCCACGUCAUCAUCAAGAAACAACCACGCCACGUCAUCAUCAAGAAACCACCACCACGCCAUGUCAUCGUCAUCUUCAUCCACUCGAAUUAUUUCAUGCGAAAUAUGCACGGAAGACAAGCGAAAAUCGGACAUGCACAAAAUCGAGGGCUGCGACCAUUCGUUCUGCCACGACUGCAUAUCGAAGCACAUCCAAUACAAGCUCCAACAGAACAUAGCAAACAUCCCUUGUCCCUACCAAGGCUGUCCAAACAUGAUCCAACCGAAUAAUAACAACGGGUCGUCUCUAAUUAGGUCUAAAAUCCCGCAAGAAGUUUUCGACCGGUGGGAGAAGGCGAUAACCGAGUCAACCAUUCUUGCUUCUUCGGAGGAAAUAAUCCACUGCCCUUACGAGAAAUGCUCGGAGAUUCUCGUUAUCGAAAACGGCGGUAACGUAAUAACUGAAACUGAAUGCCCUAGGUGUCAUAAAUUGUUCUGUGCAAAGUGUAGGGUUUCUUGGCAUCACGGAUUCGACUGUCGAGAUUUUCAGAGAUUGGAUCGAAACGAUAAAGAGAAGAGGAAGUUGAGGUUGUUGGCGAAAGAGAACAAGUGGAAGAAAUGCCCUAAUUGUAGGGUUUUCGUCGACAAGACCGAAGGAUGUGUACACAUUACUUGCAGGUGUAAGUUUGAGUUCUGUUACAUAUGUGGAAAAAGCUGGAAUGAGAGCCAUUGGAACACUUGCAAGGAAUAAUAUAAUAGUGGUGAAUAAGUUUAAUUAAAUUAGUGAUAUAUAUAUUUUUAUUAUUAGUCAAGUGUGUUGAAUUAAAAUUCAAUUUUUUGCUCUUAUUUUUUUUUUGCUAGAGAUCUCUUGUAAUUAGAUUCAACAGCUCCAAAAACAAAACUACAAAAAUAUAUAUAAAUAAAGAAAAAUGAA